Coregonus sp. 'balchen' is the source of this 5188-nucleotide messenger RNA. The record is from the annotation of a GenBank genome assembly. Lineage: Eukaryota; Metazoa; Chordata; Actinopteri; Salmoniformes; Salmonidae.
GUACUCCAGAGAGCCUGGCAGAGAAGGAGCACCAGCUGAGCACCAUGAUCACUCAGCUGAUCAGCCUGAGAGAGCAGCUCCUGGCCGCCCACGAUGAGCAGAAGAAGCUGGCUGCCUCACAGAUGGAGAAACAGAGGCAGCAAAUGGAGCUGGCUCGCCAGCAGCAGGAACAGGUAAGAACACACUGGUUGUGUAUGUUGGUUUCGUGCUCUGUCUGGUCUAGCUGGGUAUGGUGGGGUCUCUAGGUAUCUAAGAGGGAGGAGAGAAGAGAGAGAGAGAAGAGAGAGAGAGAGAGAAGAGAGUGAGAGAGAGAGGAGAGGAGAGAGAAUACGAGAGACGAGAAAUAGAUAAAAAAGUGAAGAGAGAGAGAGCAGGUAGAGAGAGCAGAGAGAAGAAUAGAGAGAGAGAUCUAGAGAGAGAAGAGAGAGCAGUCGAGGAGGCCAGAAGAGAUAGAGAGAGAGAGAAAGAAGAGCGCGGAGAGAGAGAGAGAGAGAGAAGAGAGAGAGAGAGAAGAGAGAGAGACGAGAGAAGAGAGCGAUGAGAGAGAUAGAGAUAAGGCGAGAGGAGAGAGGAGGAGAGAAGAGAGAAGAGAGAGAGAGAGAGAGAUCAUAAUCCCGCGAUCUAUCCUACUAUAUAUCUCUCUCUCCUCUACUCUCUCUCUCUCUUCUCUCUCUCUCUCUCUCUCUCUUCUCUCUCUCUCUCUCUCUCUUCUCUCUCUCUCUCUCUCUCUCUCUCUCUCUCUCUCUCUCUACCACUUACACAUAUUCCUCCCUUUACUAAAUGCAUAAAAAGUCCCUUAACCCUCUAUUGAUUCAUCAGAAAACUUUAUUGCCAAAAUAUGCCAAUAAAGUGUCAUUACUUAGUAGGAAUUUGAAAUAAUAUUAGAUUGAAUAGAUGUUUUAUUUUACCGUAUAUUAGCUUGAGUAUUUCAUCUAAGUGUCGUCAUGCUCUCUCACCCACAUUUAUGCUUUGUGUUGAGAAAAAUGUUAUUAUGACUUGUAUUAACACAUUAUAGUGGAUAUGUGAAUUAAACAUGAUAUUAAACAUUGGAGGUCCUCUAUAUCUUGUAAAUAGAGGCCUAUUAGAACAAUCCCUCCCUGCGUUAGAAGGGAGGCACAAAUCAGCCAAAUGAGGCAUAUUGUACAAAUCAGCAAAUUAGCACAGCCCAUGAACUAUGUUAAUGUCUGGUUGGAAAUAAGGAUGGGAUCUGUCCACACUGGCGACGGGUUUAUUAUCACCAAGCCUCCUAAUGGCCAAGAGUAAAUUACCAGCCUGGAGUAUAGCCUACACUUACAGUUAGCUUCUCCCUACAGCUUUCACUCCUGCAUGUGCUAAUAACUGUAAAGGUCAAUUACCUGGGAUUUUAUGUACAGUACUGUAUACCGUUCAAUCAUGCUAUUGUUCAAUCAUCUUUUACUAUAAACUAAAUUUGUUUUUUUGUUUUCUUCCAUAUGUGAAAUCACAGUAUUAUGAAGAAGGGUGUUCCAUGGUAUGCUAUGUUGAUAUUAAUAAAUUAUAUAAUGAUUUAGGAUAUUUGCAUGUUUUGUCAUCAUGUAUGAGAGACAGCAGAUCUGUCUAUCCCCCAAUGGAGUAGAAAAGGGUGGAAUAGUGGGGGGGAGAAGAUGAGAGGAGCCUGCCCAGAGUUAGAACGUCAUUUAGCCACCCAGACACGACACAGUAAUUAACUGUUGACACUCGUGAAGAAGCCAGGACAAAUUAAUCCUGACACAUUUGCAGACGAGUGAUAUCUUACAGUGAACACUUUGUAAUUAUAUUUGAAAAUGAAAAUUAAAUGACACUUAAAACUAGGUUGUCAUGCUCAAUGAAGCGAGCGUGUAGUUAGACAGAGAGGCUGCUGGGAUAGAUGGGGGGCUGUUCGCCGGCAGAUGCAGUGCCACUCAGACGAGAGGGAUAGGAGUCUGCCAGAACACUCCUACCCAGCCUGGCCCGGCCCGGCACAGCCCAGCUCAGCCCACACCAGUUACCACCAUCGUAAACACGUCAAUCUCCCUCUCUGCUUCCCCAUCUCAGACUGCCCAUCACAGCCCUCCUAGCCAAGCACGCUAGGCCAGCAAUACCACAAAAUCUACAGCUCUGGUAUACUGUGCCUAAUGCUGAAGGCCACUGUUGACUUCUGUCAUGUCUUUAGGCAGGUGGUGAUAUGUUGUAAUGGGGCUCAGAUCACCAUGACGUCUUGUUUGCAAAUACUGUCCUGCAGUUACAGUGUCAUGUUUUCCUUAGUGUCAGUUGAUAGUCAGUCCCCGGCCUGGCUGAGUGGUAUAAGCAUUUACUGUACUCUGAGAUUAAAGGAACAUGUUUCUGACUGUUGUGACUCUUCUUCUCUGGUGUUCAUCUACAGAUUGCCAGACAACAGCAGCAGCUUCUGCAGCAGCAGCACAAAAUCAAUAUCCUCCAGCAGCAGAUUCAGGUCAGUGGCUCGUUCAUGUGUUCCCCUCACCCUCCCACCCUCUCACUGGCCUUUCCUUACCCAGCCACACCCCACCACAGGCCACAUGUCAAAUCUCAUAGGUUUCUAUCUGACAGAUAUUACACACAUUUACAUACCGUAUAUUAUAAUCCCAAUAUCCACUAAGAGGUUUACAGCCUAACACUGGUACUUUACUGUCUUUCUUUAUCUUUCUCUCCAUCGCAUUCUUUCUUUCUCUUUUUGAUAUCUCUCGCUUCAUUCUUCUGUCACUCUCUCUUACAGUCGUCAUUCACAUCACAUGAUAAUUGGCCAUCGGUAAUUGGGAGGGGUAAAGAUGGAGGGGAAUAAUUAUCACAUCCUAAUUAACAAAGAUGGAGAGAAGAGAAAGUAACAACACCUAAUGAAGCGUGCUGCUGCUGGUAGAGAGAGAAGUGCCUGGAGGGUGGAGGUGGGGACAUGAAAGAGGCUGGUAAAUGCUGCCUUUGAAAUGAUACCAUCCCAGUUGAGUGACGUGGCAGGCCUUUUGACAGCACCGGGGCUACAGUUCACAGCAUAUUGUUAGUGAGGGGAAGAGCCUUGUUCACCUCAAUGUGGUGGUUAAGGGAGAUACUGUUUUUGGUGGAAGAAGAAGUUUGUUUAUACAGUAUUCAGUUAAAGUCCUACAAAUGUUUGUUCAUUUACUUUAUAUAUUUAUAAAGGUGCACUUAGAAUAGCUCGUUUUAUGCUCAGCUCAGAUUGAAAAUGAAGGUUUUAUUGGAGUAAUGUCAGUGUAUACGGUGGUGGUCAUUGGCUGUGCAUUUUCUCUCCAAAGUGGAUUGUGUUCUUUUCUCCCCUUAAGUAAUUAUGGAAAAUUGAGAAAAAAAAUGUAAAUGGGGGAGGAGGGGGCGAGAGUAUUCACACGAGACACAAACCAAGAAAAAUGUAACGAGGGCACCAUAAAUAAACAUGGCAUAUUUGCUGAAAGAAAGAAAGAAAACAGCAUGAGAUGUAGCAGGAGGAGAGGAGAGGAGGGGGAGUGCCAGUGUGUGGGAUGUGUAUGUGGGGAGUGUUGGGCAUGUGUGUUGGUGAGGCGGUUACAGUACAGUGUGGUCAGGUUAGGGACCACCCAUGCUGAGUGUUGGACACAGACAGGCUGGCUAGGGCUGGGCUGGGUUACUCUGGGUAGGGGUGGUCGGUCAGUGGCUGGCUGUAGUCAAGGCCGUUGCCCCAGCCCAGCCGUCUGAAGAAAACCAAGGCUUUACUGUAGGGUGGGUCUGGUGCCAGGAGCAGUCUUCUUCUAUGACCCACCUAUUACUUAUCCUGCUACCACUACACACUCACUACCAACACACACUCACUACUAACUCACACUCACUACCAAACACGCUCACUACUAACACACACUCACUACCAAGACACGCCAAGACACAAACACGCGACAAACACGCCACGACAAACACAGACGAAAAACAAAGAACAGACCAGUAACGAGCGACGCGGACGAUAUCGCUCUGCGUACGCUCUAUCGCUCUCUACUCGCUGUAUCUCUCUCUCUCUCUCUCUCUCUCUCUCUCUCUCUCUCUCUGUCCCAAUCUCUGUUCUCUGUUCUGAGGAGGAUCAUUAAAACAUAAUUCUCCUCUCAAUUCACCAUCACAAAUGGCUUCAUUAUCAGUUCCAUACUUUGAAAUAAACUUUAGGAAGCAUGUUUUCCCUGGCUGAAGAUCUGUCCCUGCUCUAGUAGGCGUACGUUGUUGAAUGGUGGAGUGGGCUAUAGAUCCCCUCUUCACCCCCUUCCCUCUCCACUCCUCCAGGCCUCUCCCAGUCCACAGUCCCUGUGAUGUGUGGAGGCAAAACAGAAAAGCAAACCCCUUGGAUUUACACAGCAUUAAGCACAAAAGCAGGAUUUAGUGCUGGGCCAUAAAAAUCCCCCUUUCAAGUGCACUUCCCAAGAGAAAGGCCCCACUGUCAAUGUCUGCUUCUGCUGGAGAGGCCAGAGAGCUGGCCCCUCUGGUGCUGCUGUCACUGUCCACAGUGUUUGUGAGAAAUGACUCCCCAUCACUCCACUAAAGAGGAACUCACUCUGCUCUCUAGAACAGAGCACAGUACCUUCACUAGCAUACAUGCUAGAAUGAAGCACCCUAUGCCCUGGGACCAAGCCCCCUUAAUAAGGACUCUACUCCUGGGCUCGCUGACACACCACCACAACACAUCAUACUUUGACAGGUCCACACUCCACACUUUCAUGCUGUGGUUAAAGACUAAUGUGCUACCUGGAAAUUCCCCUUGAUGAGCAGUUCAGGGAGGAGGGUGUUAUAUCUCUUCCACCAGACUUGGGGAGGUACUGAAAGUGUAUGGAUCUAUUUCAAACAGAUAGAGAGGCCCCUAGAUGUAAAGAUCUGUGUCUCCAGCCAAGGCAGCUUUCCCCAGACUCUGUCCUUGUGAUCUGUCCUGAUGAAACACCACUAUAUCUACAAUUAAACAAAAGAGACACUUAUUUAUACCAUCUGCUGCACUCCCCUCAGUCUAUCUGCUUGUUUACAAGCCUCACCAGGCCCUUAUCAAGCAUAGAUUACUCUCACAACAACUUCAAAUCAGUUUGAUCAUGUUAGACAUUUUGUUUAUCCUACCACAAGUCCUUUAAUGCUUACUUCAUUACAUUUUUUCCCCUCGUGACCCAGUUUUACUCUGUCCUGUGUGGCGCUGGUCUGGCCGCUCGUAAAGAUGGCCAACCAGAGGGAUGAGGGAGAGAUGAGGGGAGGGAUGAGGCAGGCAGGGGCGAGG